AUGAAUUUAAUUCUGAGUAGUAUUAAAAAAGAAAGAAGUGACAAAGAAAGUGAGGAAGAAAGCGAAAAAGAGACUGAUGCAGAUGAUUGUGACGGUGAAGACGUAGCCACGUUCGUCAAAUCGAAGAAAGGAAAGACUAUAUUGCAAUUCAAUGGUUACCGAUAUAGGGAAGCUUACAGAACACAGCUUGGCAUCCGAUGGGUCUGUUCUGUGGAAAAGCGCUGCAACGCGUACGUGUACCUCAAUGAUAAUGAUGAAAUUAUAAUGGACAAUCAAAAGCAUGAACACUCUACCAACGCGGUAAACAGGAUCAUGGAACGAAUAGGCGAGGCAAAACUCAUCACGUCUCUCAGAGGUCGUUACAUACUGCUAUUCGAUCAGUACACGUAUAGAAUGCAAUAUAACAAGGGCAAAAAAGCCAGAUGGGUAUGUUCAACCAAGAAGGAAUGUAAAGGCUCCAUCUUCACGGACUGCGAAGACUACACGUACGUCAUCAAGAUAUGUCCAGAUCAUUGUCAUCCGCCUCCGAAGUACUACCUCAAACCAGAACAUGUCAAAGAAGCUCCUAAAGAACAACUUUAAUACGAAACUGUUGUGAAGACAAAAUAAAAACUUUAUAUAAUCUCAAGUACUCCUGCAAUUUUUUAAACAUAGAUAUAGAAAACGUUAAUUUGUAUUGCUACAAUAAACAGUUUUACAAAAUAACUUCUAGCCGAAUUUGUGUGCUGCAGUAAGGCAAAAAGGCAAUAACUCAGCUAUCUGUACGUUAGCACAGAAAUAUGAUUUGUACAUGCACUUUUAAUGUAAAAUUAAUGAUAGUGAAGAAGAAGGUAAAGAAGAAUAUGUUGAAAUAUUGGACGAAGCCGAUGAUGUAGAGGAGUACGAUGGUGAAGACGUACCCGUGUUUGUUCAGUCGAGAAAAGGAAAGACCAUAUUGCAAUUCAAUGGCCACCGAUAUAGGAAAGCUUAUAAAUCAAAGACUGGCGUCCGAUGGGUCUGUUCAGUGAACAAGCAGUGUAACGCAUUCGUGUAUCUAAAUGAUGACGAUGAAAUCAUAAUGUC
Messenger RNA from Plodia interpunctella (Indianmeal moth), 1062 nucleotides. RefSeq lists its product as uncharacterized. The transcript is spliced from 4 exons. Bases 1 to 582 code for a protein of 193 amino acids. The record is from RefSeq and is a predicted model, not a curated record. NCBI's taxonomy places the organism in Eukaryota, Metazoa, Arthropoda, Insecta, Lepidoptera, Pyralidae.